CAAUCUUCCUGUGCCGUACUAGAAGAGGAGACGCAUUGCACCAAUGAAACUGCAAUACCGGAACCAAACGCAGUGGCACAUAAGGUGCCAAGCGGUAUUCGUAUACUUGCUGUUAUUGAUUCAGAUGUGCCUCUAUCGAACGGUGGUCCCGCGGAUUUGCCACCAUGGCAUCAUCCUCCGUUACCUGCUCAUUUACCUUCUCAGCCAGAGACCCGAGGUUCUAUCGAACCGAUCAAAGAGAUGUGCAGCUUUUUCCGUAAAACCGGGGCUUGUCGUUUCGGUGCAAGUUGCUCUCGACGACAUGACUAUCCGGCACGAAAUGAUCCGACCUCGUCUGACGAUAUGGACGAGCUUGAUCCAGAACAACAACAACAAAGACAUCAAUCGCGUCUGGUGCUCCGAAUUGCUGAUAUGUUCGAACACUCUCAGUUAGGGUCAGAGACUUCUGCUCAUCGGGACCCCGAUGAUCCAGACGCUGCCUUAGAUGUCGACGAGGCUCAGCUGUUGGCCGAUUUUGCUGAAUUUUACCAGGAUGUGCACGAGGAACUUGAGGCCCGUUGGGGACGAAUUGUCACCUUGCGUACGUGUCGUAAUCAGACUGCUCAUUUACGCGGAUCCGUCUAUGUGGAAUUUGCACGAGGACCCGGUGCAGCCUGGGAUGCUGCAGAGGCGUGUCAGGGCCGUUGGUUUGCCGGACGCCAACUUUCUUGUUCAGUCGUUCGUCUAGGCGGUGGAUGGCGUGAAGCCGUUUGUGGUAAGUGA
Echinostoma caproni is the source of this 762-nucleotide messenger RNA. Lineage: Eukaryota; Metazoa; Platyhelminthes; Trematoda; Plagiorchiida; Echinostomatidae. The record is from the annotation of a GenBank genome assembly.